Molecule: messenger RNA, 1480 nt
Organism: Gamsiella multidivaricata
Lineage: Eukaryota; Fungi; Mortierellomycota; Mortierellomycetes; Mortierellales; Mortierellaceae
Exons: 8
Coding region: 101-1480 (459 amino acids)
Molecular function (GO): FAD binding
Source: RefSeq, a predicted model, not a curated record
UACUCAUUGCCAUGGGGGACAUUACCCUCAUCAUCGCAUUCAUCCUUCUUCUCAUUAGCCCUUUCCUUCAUAGUCAACACUUCUUUCGCUCCUUUUUAAUAUGUCUGAGCACACCUCUGCCGACAAGCCUGUUCCUAUGGUACUGAUUGUUGGUGCCGGACUCGGUGGCCUGACCCUUGCCAUGCUUCUCGAGCGCAUCAACAUCCCCUAUCAUAUCUUCGAGCGCGCCACAGAGUUAAAGCCCCUCGGUAUAUCUGCUAUGGCCCUUGCUGGAAACAUCCUGCCUAUAUUUGAGCAACUCGGCUUGUACGAAGACCUCAUGCAGAUCUCUCAUCCAUACCCAGAGAUGGACCUUUACAACGCAAAUCUCAAGAAACUGGGCUCCAUGUCUCUGAUGGGACACAAGAUUGCUACUGGAUACGAUUACAGGUUACUAUCCAGACCAAAGCUCUAUGAGCUAUUGCUCAGGCAAGUCCCGGCCGACAAGAUCAGCCUUAAGAAGAGAAUCCUUCGUACGGAGGAAAAAGAUGACAGAGUUCACAUCUAUUGCGCAGAUAACACUACGUACGAAGGUGAUGUUCUCGUCGGUGCCGACGGAGCGUACAGUGGAGUCCGGCAAAGUCUCUACAAGCGCUUAGAUGAACAGGGCAUUCUUCCCAAGAAGGAUUUGGAGAACUUUUCGAUUGCAUACUCUACAAUAGUCGGCGUUGCCGAACCUAAGGAUCUUGAAAAGUAUUCUCAGCUGAAGGAAAAGCACUCGUUUUUCUCGCAAGCCCUUGACCAAAGCAAUCGUAAUUGGUAUGUGAUCAAUGUUCCCAACAACCAAAUCUGUUGGGGUGUUGGUGUUCAGCUUACGCAGGAACAGGCUAAGGGACAACACUUUCGAAAUUCAGAAUGGGGCCCCGAAGCGAACGAAGCCAUGAUGAAAGAGUUCCAGGACCUGCCAUGUCCCUGGGGAGGCAAGAUGGGCGACAUUUUUGAUGCUACACCCAAGAAUUUGAUCUCAAAGGUGUAUCUUGAGGAAAAGAUGUUCAAGACAUGGCACUACGGACGUACAGUCUUACUCGGUGACGCCUGCCACAAGAUGCUCCCUGGAGCUGGUCAAGGGGCUAUCAAUGCCAUGCAGGAUGCAAUCAUCAUCGCCAACGGCAUCUACAACAUGAAGGACACAAGUCGUGGAAGUAUCACAGCUCUUUUCGAGGACUACUACAGACAACGGUACCAUCAUGUGGAAGAGCGGUUCAAGAACAGCGCUCUCAUGUCCAAGAUCAUGCACGGCCAGGCAUGGACGGAACGUCUUCUUCGCCACGUGGUCCUCAAUUACCUGCCGUACUGGAUGCUGAAGGAGCAAUUCGCCAAAGACUUUGAAUACCGCCCUCAAAUCGCCUGGCUACCCCUAAUCAAGAACCGUGGCACCGGAAAUGUGCUUCCACAGGAGGGCAGAAGAAAGAAAUUUGCAGCCGAGGCAGCAACAGUUUGA